Messenger RNA from Stomoxys calcitrans (stable fly), 2203 nucleotides. RefSeq names its product glycosylphosphatidylinositol anchor attachment 1 protein (gene GAA1). The transcript is spliced from 5 exons. Bases 89 to 2044 code for a protein of 651 amino acids. The record is from RefSeq and is a predicted model, not a curated record. NCBI's taxonomy places the organism in Eukaryota, Metazoa, Arthropoda, Insecta, Diptera, Muscidae. Gene Ontology annotation, biological process: attachment of GPI anchor to protein. Gene Ontology annotation, cellular component: GPI-anchor transamidase complex; membrane.
AUUAACAUCUGAUUUUCAUUGCAACCAAAGAAGUAGAAUUGAACUUAAUAGGCACUUUUGAUUGUAUUCCAAAAUAGAAGGCGAGAAAAUGGGCCUUUUGUCAGAUCCUUCACUAACGCCUCGUAAUAAAUUUGCAAAAAUUUUAAAUAAACAUCAUUCCAAGGUCUGCUGGUUGCUAUACAUCGCCAGUAUAGUGUGGUUUGGUUGCUUGGGCCACAAAGAUUUUAACCAUGGGACAUAUCUCUCGGAGAAUGCUCUUUCGCCUGGUCUGGUUUACCCAGAAAUCAAACAGGAUUCCAGCCGUUGGGCCCAACAACUAAUAGAAGAAUUGGGCAGAGAAAGGGAUAAUCAUCGAGCGACAACACCCCAUGCCUGGAUUUUGGCUAAAAUGAGACAAAUAGGCCUGGAGACGUAUGUUCAUAACUAUACUUUGCGAUAUCCAUUUGCCGGUGGAAAAGAGUUCCAAGGGAAAAACGUAUAUGGUAUCCUAAGAGCGCCUCGCACUAGUUCGACAGAAGGCUUGGUUUUUUCAGCACCGUACAGAUCCCAGGCAUCGCCGCAUACCGAUAUAAUUGCCAGUGUUCCGGUAUUGCUAGCUUUCGCUGAUUUUGCAAGAAAGAAAAACUAUUGGGCCAAGGAUAUAAUUUUUUUGGUCACUGAACAAGAACAAUUGGGAAUGCAUGCCUUUAUUGAAGCUUACUUCAAUACAGAAAUGGAUAAGACCAGUAGCCAGCAAGCUUAUCUAGACUAUGGUUACCUGCCUGCUCGAGCCGGUUCUCUUCAGGCCGCUUUAAACAUAGAAGUGCAAGACUUGGAUAUAGACUACGUGGAUGUCAAAAUCGAAGGUCUUAACGGCCAGCUGCCCAAUUUGGACAUGUUUAAUUUGGUUCAAAGAAUUACAUCGAGAGAAGGAAUUAUAUCUGGCUACAAGCAAACACCUCAGAAAAAACGCCGCCAGCAUAACUUUUCUCUAGAGAGCAAUAUUAAAAAUCUGCUAGCCAUGAUAUUCAGUCAAUCUACUGGUGUUCCCAAUGGAAAUCAUGGAUUUUUUCACCGCCAUCGCAUUGAAGCUUUAACAUUGGAGGCAUUUAAACGUCAAACUUCUGGCAAUAAUCGCUAUAAUGGUGGACUCCCUUUGUUGAAGACUAUCGAAGGCAUAUCGCGUAGUCUUAAUAAUCUGUUGGAAAGAUUUCAUCAAAGCUACUUUUUCUACAUAUUGGUACAAAACGACAGAUUCGUAUCCAUUGGUGAUUACAUGCCAUGUUUGGCCCUUUUGGUGGUGCCUCUAUUUAUAAAAUCAUUUCUGCUCUGGCUAAUAGCUAGUGGUGAUCUCAAAGAGGAUGAUUCGGAACAGCCAGAGAAGAAGGAAACUGAUACUGAGGAUUUGAAAAUUGCGCCAGCUGUACUUUACAUUCUGUAUGCAUGUCUAGUUGGAUAUUUAUGCCAGCAUAUGUUAGCUCUGGAAUUUAUAGUGAACUUCCUAGCCCAGUAUGGUUUUAGUACGGCACAGAGCAUUUUCGUUUCUAUGCUGCUAUGGAAUUUGAUAGCCUUUGCCCUGCCAGUUGUUUUUAGGCCACCAGCAAAGGCGCUGAAUUGGCUAUACUUGGGAUCUUUGGUAGGGCUGGGCACAACACUGGUUGUUGUGGGCCUUUUAAAUUUUUCGCUGGCAUUUUUAAUAGCAAUUGUCACCGUGCCCUUGGCCCUGGGAGCCAAACCAAGCAUGAAUUUGGGAUUUCGAAAAACCCUUCUGACACUUUACUGCAUUCUGCUAAACCCGCUUGUCUUUAUUUAUGGUUUAGUAUGCACUCUCACCAUAUUCCAGUUCCCCGAAUUAACCAUCAAAGAAAUUGCAUUCCGAGCCCUGACAGCUGUUAUGGAAUCUAUAACCUUUUCAUUGACAGAUAAUUUGAUCUACAACAACUGGCUGUGCACCAUAGUGACGGCAGGUCUACUUCCCUUGUGGUGCUGCCUUUGGACCGUGGUCAUCACCAAAGGCAUGAAAAGAACAAAAUUUAAUCUAGAUGCUGCCAAGAAAGACCAAUAGAUAAAUAUUUUUGCUCUAGCCACCAAUCACCCAUAGAAAUUAACCAGAUAUAGUAAAGUAUUGUUUUUUUUUUUUUUUUUUUUUUUUAAUAAUAUAUUUGUAGCAUAUAUUUUAGUUUUAUAAUACAUUUUUAAAGAGUAAAAAAAUUAAUGUACAACA